This is a messenger RNA of Ectocarpus sp. CCAP 1310/34, 2775 nucleotides long. The record is from the annotation of a GenBank genome assembly. NCBI's taxonomy places the organism in Eukaryota, Phaeophyceae, Ectocarpales, Ectocarpaceae.
AUGAAGAGAUUUCAGAGUAUGGAAGCGGGCGCUUGCAGCAACCCUGAAGACGUGCAACCAGCGACGAAAAAGGCGGCGCAAAAACUCGCAAACUUCCGGGGCUGUUCGUCUACCGCAUCAGGAGUAAUGACGGAGGCCGGUUUGUACCCGUCCAGCCGCUACAAGCAGUCCCGAAACAUGCGACAAUCGGGGCUCGGCUCCAGCUCCCGCUCCCGCUCCCGGCCGCCGACCCGUUUGAAUGGCCGACGCAAGAACGACAAGAGCCAAGCACCGCUGCAAGGCCCGUCAAACAAUCAGGUCGGAGAUCAAAGUAAGAACCAGCGGCAACAGCGGGGGCACCACGGCCGGCGACCUUCGACGGCAUUAGAAACCCCGUCUGCGCCCCUUGCGGCUCAGCCCACCCGCGACGCUCCGCUCUCGGCCCGUGUGGGGUUGUCCGCCGGGAAUAGCUUCGCGGAGGCGGCGGGGGCACGUACCUUGGGUGCUUCUUCUCCUACUUGCGACAACAACAAGAGCGAGGACAUUGCUGGCAGCAGGGCUACUAUUCUCGACAUCCGACGCACGCAGUGGGUGGAAGGAGAGUCGAAGCAGGGUGUGGGGGGGUGGUUAGAAGCGGACACAGCGGGGCGGUCUCAGCAGCACCAAGGGCAGCGUGUGGGGGCGGUGUCGGCGACCGGUCCGGAAACAAAUGAUGGUGCGGAGGAGGGAGAUAAGGAAGGGCGCAACGGAGGCGGCAAUGAUGAAAGUGGUGGUGAUCACGCGGGCGGCCGCUGCAAAACGAGUAGUACGACUAGCACGAGCACGGCAGAUAGCCCGAAGCCCUUUUCGCGGAGAGUUGCGUGGGGAAAAGCCAUGAGGGAGUUGUCAUCUUCCGUCACAAAAGUGGCGCACAUGAAAACCGCCGCGGACAGGGCCAUGAUCAACAGCUCCCACGAGCGGCGCGCGAGGGCGGCCAGCGUAAGGGCCGGGCUGAUCGAGGGGGAACUGCUUCGGGCCCAGGAAGCUCUCGCCAAAAACGAAAAUAGGAAGCGGCAGGCCACCGAAGCCGCCGCGCUCGCCGCCAGCCAGCGGGGACUUUUAGAAGCAAUCACCUUGGUAGUGGCAACCAAACGGCUGUGGGCGAGCAGCCUGAAGCUCUCGCAAGACCGUGAGGACCUGGCCCACUUAGGGGUCGCUGCGACCGUGGUUCAGCGAGCUUACAAGGUGGGAAAGAGGGCGGGGAGCCGCGGGGUCGCAACUUUGCGAGGUGUGAACGGUGGAUUAGUCAGCAGUGGGAAGGGAAAAAGGGAAGUUCUAGCAGGACACUACAAGAGACUUGGGGUGCCCUCGGAGAAUGAAGCUUUUGACCAAGUGUCCAAGAAGGAGGUGGAUGCAUGGGCCCAACAAGAAGAGACAUCGAAGGCAGACGUUGGGAACGUAGAACUAGAAAAGGAGUUCACUGAGGACGAGGUUGAGGCGUGUGUGAACAAGCUGAAGUGCCACAAAGCAGCAGGAGNUGUAUUGGUGAAGGAACAUAGCAUUAGGGAGGGCCAGGCAGGUUUCCGAAAGAAGAGGGGGUGCGUAGACCACGUAUUCACGGUAGGGAGAAUCAUCCAAGGUAGAAAGAGGGCGGGAAAGCCGACGUACUGCUUCUUCCUGGACGUGAAAAAGGCAUACGACACCGUAUGGAGAAAUGGGUUGUGGAAACAACUGUCCAAAUACGGGAUCAAGGGGAAAAUGUGGAGAGUGCUGAAGAAGAUGACAGAGUGUACGAAAAGCGCGGUCAUGCUAGACGGAGAACUGUCAAAAUUCUUCGACAUUGAGCAGGGGGUCCCACAAGGUUGCACGCUGUCCCCAACAUUGUUCCAGGUGUUCAUCAACGAUCUGUUGGAAGUCGUAGAGGCAGUCCGGAAGGGAGUAAAAGUAGGGGACACGGAAACGUCGGUUUCAGGAAUGCUGUUUGCGGAUGAUUUUGUCGGUAUGUCGGACACCCCUGAGGGACUGCAACUGCAAAUUGACGCGGCGAAGAAGUUUACUGAUAAGUGGAGAUUGUCUACUAACGUUAAGGAUAGUGCCGUCAUGGUAUGCAACGAGAACAAGGAGGAACCAGCUGAACAUAGAUGGAAGUGGGGGAUCGAGGAGAUUGCAGGAGUGGACCAGUACACAUACCUCGGAGUAGAGAUCGCAAAAGACUGCUCGUGGAAUGCACACAUGUCCAAGGUAGCGGAAAAGGGCAAAGCACGAGCAGGGAAGCUGCACCCAAUACUCGCAAACCGGCACCUCGAUACACGCAUCAAAUUGACGGUUUUGAAGAGCGUAAUCGUACCGCCGCUAGAGUACGCCGGAGAAGUAUGGGAAGGAAAUAAGAAGGUAGUGAAAGAACUCGAGGCGGCGCAGAUGAAAGCAGCGAAAACCAUCCUAGGAUGCUCCAGGCGCACAAGUAAUGCAGCCGUGAGGGCAGAAUUGGGGAUCCAAUCCCUACGGUCGGGAAGAGACGCGAGGAAGCUGACAUGGCAGUAUCGCAUGUGCGGGAUGGGAGAGGAGAGGUUGCCGAGAAUUGUAUGGGAGGCGAAGUGGGCAAACAAAAAGAGAGGUAGACAACCCACGGAAUGGGUCAAGGUUGUAGGGGACGUAUGGGAGGGGCUCGACAUCGACGAAGAUGAAACGCUGGAAACGGAGGGUCUACAGGGGUUCAAGGUGAAAAUAUCUGUUGCUUGUUCCGAGAGAGAAGAACAGAAUAUAAGGAAAUAAUCCAAGGAUAAGGAGGGUCUAGAGGUGUACGGAAUGUUGAAGGAA